AUGCCCUCCUGGGCCCUCUUCAUGGUCACCUCCUGCCUCCUCCUGGCCCCCCAAAACCUGGCACAAGUCACCAGCCAAGAUGUCUCCUUGCUGGCCUCGGACUCAGAGCCCUUGAACUGUUUCUCCCAAACAUUUGAGGACCUCACUUGCUUCUGGGAUGAGGAAGAGGCAGCACCCAAUGGGACAUACCAGCUGCUGUUUGCCUACCCAGGAGAGAAGCCCCGGGCCUGCCCCCUGAGUUCCCAGAGUGUGCCCCCCUUUGGAACUCGAUACGUGUGCCAGUUUCCAGCCCAGGAUGAAGUACGCCUCUUCUUUCCACUGCACCUCUGGGUGAAGAACAUGUUCCUGAAUCAGACUCUGACCCAGCGGGUACUCUUUGUGGACAGUGUGGGCCUGCCAGCUCCCCCCAGUAUCAUCAAGGCUGUGGGCGGGAGCCAGCCAGGAGAACUUCAGAUCCUCUGGGAGGCCCCAACUCCUGAAAUCAGUGAUUUCCUGAGGCAUGAACUCCGCUAUGACCCCAUGGAUCCCAGGAACUCCACUGGCCCCACAGUGAUACAGCUACUCUCCACAGAAACCUGCUGCCCGACUCGGUGGAGGCUCGGUGGAGCCUCCUCUCUGGACCAGCCUCCAUGUGCUCAGUCCAUAGCACCCCAACAGGAUGGACCAAUGCAAACCUCCCCGACUAAAGAAGCUCCAUCUCUGACAGUGAUAGGUGGAAGCUGCCUCAUCUCUGGCCUCCAGCCUGGCAACUCCUAUCAGAUCCAGCUACGCAGCCAACCUGAUGGGGUCUCCCUCCGGGGCUCCUGGGGCUCCUGGUCCUUACCUGUGACUGUGGACCUGCCCAGAGAUGCAGUGGCAAUUGGACUGCAAUGCUUUACCUUGGACCUGAAGAAUGUUACCUGUCAGUGGCAGCAACAGGAUUAUACUAACUCCCAAGGCUUCUUCUACCACAGUAGGACACAAUGCUGUCCCAGAGAUAGGGACCCCAUUUGGGAGAAGUGUGAAGAGGAGGAGGAAACAAAUCCAGGAUUACAGUCCCCUCAGUUCUCUCGCUGCCACUUCAAGUCACAAAAUGACAGUGUUAUUCACAUCCUUGUAGAGGUGACCACAGACCAGGGUGCUGUUCACAGCUACCUGGGUUCUCCUUUUUGGAUCCACCAAGCUGUGCUCAUCCCCACCCCAAACCUGCUUUGGAGGGAGAUCUCCAGUGGGCAGCUGGAAUUGGAAUGGCAGCACCCAUCACCCUGGGCAGCCCAAGAGACCUGCUAUCAGCUUCGAUACACAGGAGAAGGCCAUCAGGAUUGGAAGGUGCUGGAGCCACCCCUUGGGGCCCGGGGAGGGACCCUGGAGCUGCGCCCGCGAUCUCGCUACCACUUACAGCUGCGCGCCAGGCUCAACGGCCCCACCUACCAAGGCCCCUGGAGCGCCUGGUCUGACCCAGCGAGGGUAGAAACCACCUCCGAGACCGCCUGGAUCUCCUUGGUGACCGCUCUGCUCCUGUUGCUGGGCGUCAGCGCCCUCCUGGGCCUGCUGCUGCUGAGAUGGCAGUUUCCCGCGCUUUACAGGAGAUUGAGGCAUGCCCUGUGGCCCUCACUUCCAGACCUUCAUCGGGUCCUAGGCCAGUACCUUAGGGAUGGUGUGGUUCUGAGUCCGCCCAAGGCCACAGUCACAGAUACCUAUGAAGAAGUGGAACCCAGCCUCCUUGAAAUCUUACCUAAGUCCUCAGAGAGGAUGCCCUUGCCCCUGUGUUCCUCCCAAGCCCAGAUGGACUACCGAGGAUUGCAGCCUUCCUGCCUGGGAACCAUGCCCCUGUCUACAUGCCCACCCAUGGCUGAGUCAGGGUCUUGCUGCACUACCCACAUUGCCAACCAUUCCUACCUACCACUAAGCUGCUGGCAGCAGCCCUGCAGGCUGGCUCCUCACUCCCAAUACUCUGGACAGAUCUAGACCUCUCUGUGAACACUCUACUCUACCCUACCCUCCAACACCAACACCUCAGACCUCACUUCCAUCCCCCUCUGCCUGCCCACCUAGCUCAACUUCAUAGCACUAAUCUUUCCAUACUGCUGCUAUCAGAUCUGGGCCUCUUUCUCCAUAGCUAGGCUAAUUUCUCUGACUUUCACCUUCUCUCUCUCCUCUUGAAUGCCAAAUUCCACCUCCCAUUGACUCCAGAAUACUUGUAUUCAUUCCCCUACUACCACUUUGCUAAUGAAACUGCCCAAAGUUCACUUCAAAUCUUCUAAAUAUAAGAGCCCAUAGGAUCUUGUUAAUCAUCAAUUUAUUUGAUCUGUGACAUUUGUCAUAGUUGACUAAUUUCUCCUUUAAAGUCUUUCCUACCUUGGCUUCUAUCCCACUUUCUCUCCUGGUUCUGCUCUUGUCUCUCUGAGUAUACUGUUAGAGGAGGAACUAUGGAGCCAGGAUAAACUGUGGAGCCAGACUUGAGUUCAGUUUCUGUCUUUCAUACUUGUUAGCUGGCAGCCUUAGGCAAAUAACUGAAUGUCUUUGAUCCUUAGUUUCCCCAUCAAUAAAACAGGUAAUAACAGCACAAAGUCAUGAAAAGAAUUAGUGGGGUAAUCUAAGUAAAACAAAGUGCCUAGGAUAUAGGAAAUGCUUAAUAUUCCUUCUUCUGUUAUUCCAGAAUUUCUUCUUUAUUGCAGUCCUUCAAGAUUCCAUUCUUUGUUGUUUUUUUCCCUAGCAGUGCUGGGGAUGGAAUCCGGAACCUUGCUUUUGGCCAAGCAGCUACAUCCCCAGCUCCAAGACUCCAUUCUUAAUCUCCUACCUGUGUGUUCUCAUUGACCUUACUAUAUGCUGACAAUUCCAAAGUUCUUAGCUCCAGUCCAGACUUCUGUAGUACCUGUGAUGCUUUAUGCAAGUAACUUUACAUGUCCCUGCUACUAGAUUGUGAGUUCCUUGGUGGAGCGGGGGUGGGCAAGGACCAUGAUUUAUUUGUCCUUUUACUCUAGCACCUAGAAUAUUACUGGUACAUGAUAGUAGACCUUCAAUAAAUGUUUUCUAAAUGAAUAAAAUCUUUCUGGACAAUGUUACCUUAACCUCAUACCAACCCUUCAUGCUCUAAAGCAUUCAUAAGCAGCAAUAAGUGUGCUUAAGCCACUCUAGUUAUGGAUUCCCCUACCCAUUCUAAUUCUCAAACAAAUGAUUUUUUGUUUGUUUGCUAGCUCCAAAUAUACCCCCUGUAUUAAGUCAGGGCCUUGGCAGAAGCCCAGGUUA
Sciurus carolinensis (gray squirrel) is the source of this 3228-nucleotide messenger RNA. RefSeq names its product MPL proto-oncogene, thrombopoietin receptor (gene Mpl). The coding region runs from base 1 to 1947 and encodes 648 amino acids. Gene Ontology annotation, molecular function: cytokine receptor activity; protein binding. Lineage: Eukaryota; Metazoa; Chordata; Mammalia; Rodentia; Sciuridae. Gene Ontology annotation, cellular component: membrane; external side of plasma membrane. Gene Ontology annotation, biological process: cytokine-mediated signaling pathway; positive regulation of cell population proliferation; hemopoiesis. The transcript has 12 exons. The record is from RefSeq and is a predicted model, not a curated record.